AUGGAGGAAUUCUUGCUUAAUUGGGCAACAACUCUAAAAGGAAGGAUAUUGCAUUGAAAUUAUAGGAAAAAAUCUUGACCAGGCGGAGUUUGAUAUAAAAAUGAUGAUAAUAGUUGGCUGCAAACUUUAAAAGACAAUUAUCAAAUAAUUUUGAUUAUCCGAUCUCAGAUCAACUAUGACUCAUUCCCUAAGCAGCCUAAAAUGAAGGAACCCUCUCUUCAGAUUUAA
Blepharisma stoltei is the source of this 228-nucleotide messenger RNA. Lineage: Eukaryota; Ciliophora; Heterotrichea; Heterotrichida; Blepharismidae. The record is from the annotation of a GenBank genome assembly.